AUGGAAGCAGAGCUCCCCGGAUACAUCAAGAAGUUCGCGGCGGUUUUGGACCCACUGCAGGAAGAUGCCAUGGUGGCGGUUGUAACCAUGACUGGCUCCUGCUGUCCCAUCACGACCGCACACUGCAAUGCGUUUGACACCGCUCGAAAUGCCCUUCUGGGCAUCGAGGGCUUCAAGCCGUUGCCGAAGCUGGAGAAGUUUACCGAGGUCCUGGGCCUGUUGUCGCUGAACAGCGACAGGCAUGUGGACGAAAAGAUGGCCCGCCAACGUGAAAAAUCUGUGUCAUAUGCGCACCGCGCAGAUCUGGUCAAGCUCGCUUCUGCCGAAGUGCCUUGGAUGGAUUUCAACCCGGGCAGAGAGCAUCAUGUUAUUGGGCGCCUGCAAGUCUGCUGGCCUCACCUGCAGUUUGUGAGGUUUGCUUUGAACGGUGCAGACGACGUCGUCAAGUAUCGGAAGUGGAAGGGCGCGGGCCCUGAACACCGGUGCAUUACAAUUGGCCGCCCAGGCUUCACAGAAAAGGUUCUAGAUGGAGCGCGCCGUGAUCGUGUGGCCCUGGAUCAAGGCUUCUUCAUCCUGGUCCCCGAGGGAUCCGAGGUGGCCGACGUGAGCUCCACGCUGGUCCGAGAACUCCUCCGGGCAGGGGACCGCCAAGGCCUUGAGCGGCUCCUUCAUCCCCAGGUUGCCGACUGGCUCCUUCGGAGUGGGAUCUACGGUCCGGCUGUGCGCCCGCUUGCCGCCGCUCCUGGCACUUGA
Symbiodinium natans is the source of this 753-nucleotide messenger RNA. NCBI's taxonomy places the organism in Eukaryota, Dinophyceae, Suessiales, Symbiodiniaceae. The record is from the annotation of a GenBank genome assembly.